This is a messenger RNA of Sesamum indicum (sesame), 2189 nucleotides long. Its product is annotated as UDP-glucuronate 4-epimerase 3. NCBI's taxonomy places the organism in Eukaryota, Viridiplantae, Streptophyta, Magnoliopsida, Lamiales, Pedaliaceae. The record is from RefSeq and is a predicted model, not a curated record.
CAAAGAGAAAAAAAGAAAGAAAGAGAGGGAGCCCUAAAUAGAAGUAGUAGUAGUAGUAUUUUUUAAUGCAUUAAACACAAGUAAUCAUGAAUCAAGAAUUCAAUAUCAACCCUUUCAAUUUAUUACAGUCUUGUUUGACUCUCUUCUUACUCUUCCAUUAAUCCAUUUUAAAUUUUUCUUCAAACCUCAUUCCUCUCCCUCCUCCUCCCAUUUUAACCCCACCCCUCGAGAUCUCUCCAUUCUCUCUCCAAUCAAUUCACUCAUAUUAUUCAAUCAUCAAUAUCUCAAAAUUUAUUUCCUCUGUGAAAAGCAAAGCAAGAAAAGGUGAUAAAUACCAUCAACACCACCAUCACCAACCAGUCCCUCCCUCCAAGAAACCAGAGGAUUCCCCAUUAAUAAAAGUGUACAACUCUUCAACACCACAAUCUUCUGGCCGGCACCCUUUUCUCUCUUCUUGAAUACCACAUUCGUCAAAUUUUAAAGCAAAAGAGACAAAUCUUGUUACCAUUCUCCAUUCAACCCUAGCAUUUCAAGAAAAUCAGCACAUUGGCCUCAGAACGAGGGAAUUUCCAAGUGGGCGCUUCUAAAAUCUCCAAGAUUUUUAGUGGAUUGCGUCACAGAUGAAGCACAUUGACACCACCCCAUCAACACCAGGAAAGUUCAAGAUCGAGAAAUCUCCAUACAAUAGGCUGAGGCUGCAUUCUUCCCUAGCCAAGCUCACUUUUUGGUCUCUAGUGUUCCUUGGCCUGAUCUUUGUAUUCUUCUAUAGAUCACCGUCUUCAUCGUCCUCUGCGCCCUCAGAUCUCUCCAGAAGAUCCCUCAGAACCAGCUACUAUGGAGGCCCUAACUUUGAAAGGAGGGUUAGAGCCUCAGCUAAAAUCAGGUCAAGAAAUGGGAUUUCUGUUUUAGUGACAGGGGCCGCUGGUUUUGUGGGCACCCAUGUUUCCGCUGCCCUUAAGCGACGGGGUGAUGGCGUUUUGGGCCUUGACAAUUUCAAUGAUUAUUAUGAUCCGUCCCUUAAAAGGGCACGGCAAGCACUUUUAGAGCGUAGCGGGGUUUACAUUGUGGAGGGUGAUAUUAAUGAUGUUUCUUUGUUGAAGAAGCUUUUCGAUAUUGUGCCUUUUACUCAUGUUAUGCAUCUGGCGGCACAGGCCGGUGUGCGAUACGCCAUGGAGAAUCCUAGCUCCUAUGUGCAUAGCAACAUUGCCGGCCUCGUCAGCAUUCUUGAAGUUUGCAAGAGUGUCAAUCCCCAGCCGGCAAUCGUGUGGGCUUCUAGUAGUUCUGUAUAUGGAUUGAAUACAAAAGUUCCGUUUUCUGAGAGGGACCGGACUGAUCAGCCUGCUAGUUUAUAUGCUGCAACCAAGAAGGCUGGAGAGGAAAUUGCGCAUACUUAUAAUCACAUAUAUGGGCUUUCGCUUACAGGAUUGAGAUUUUUCACAGUAUAUGGACCUUGGGGGAGGCCAGACAUGGCAUAUUUCUUUUUCACCAGGGAUAUUUUGAAAGGAAAAUCAAUUCCAAUCUUUGAGGCUGCUAAUCAUGGCACAGUUGCGAGGGAUUUCACCUAUAUUGAUGAUAUUGUAAAGGGUUGUUUGGCUGCAUUGGAUACAGCUGAGAAAAGUACUGGCAGUGGCGGCAAGAAGAAGGGGCCAGCUCAAUUGCGGGUCUAUAAUUUGGGCAACACAUCUCCAGUGCCUGUUUCGGAUCUUGUGAGCAUUUUAGAGAGAUUGCUCAAGACAAAGGCAAAGAGGUUGGUUAUGAAGUUGCCAAGGAAUGGAGAUGUGCAAUUUACACAUGCGAACAUAAGCUUGGCUCAGAGGGAGCUUGGCUAUAAACCUACUACUGAUCUGCAGACAGGGUUGAAGAAAUUUGUUCGAUGGUACCUGAAUUACUACGUUAAUGGGAAAAAGAGUGCACAGUAAUACAAAAUUAUCAAGGAUGAGAUUCCUGAUCCCACGAUGAAGAAGUUCUUGUGGUUGGUGGGCAUUGGUGUUCUGGUCUGCAUCAAAGGACAAACCAACUUUUGUCAUUCAUGGGAUUGUAUUUGUUGUAGUUUUAUCAUUGUAGCAUUCAUGACUGAUAGAACAAUUUGCUGAUUGAUGGACGUGUAUCAUCUGAAUCCAAUUCAAAUAAAAUAGCACACGAUAGUUCGGUAUUACUGUCUUUAUGUAGAUUCAUUAAAUGAACUCUGA